Molecule: messenger RNA, 6819 nt
Organism: Cheilinus undulatus (humphead wrasse)
Lineage: Eukaryota; Metazoa; Chordata; Actinopteri; Labriformes; Labridae
Gene: epha4b
Product: eph receptor A4b
Exons: 20
Coding region: 55-3012 (985 amino acids)
Biological process (GO): cell surface receptor protein tyrosine kinase signaling pathway; protein phosphorylation; axon guidance
Cellular component (GO): plasma membrane; neuron projection
Molecular function (GO): transmembrane-ephrin receptor activity; protein binding; ATP binding
Source: RefSeq, a predicted model, not a curated record
ACCGACUCGACACCGCCGACAGGGAUGCAGCGAGGGCGCAGCGCAGCCUGAAAAAUGGCACCACCACGCGUACUGUGGAUCUAUCCAUCCUUUCCCCUCCUGUCCUGCUUGCUUCUUCUUUUUCAAGCGUUGUCGCUGAGUCGAGCUUUACGGAAUUACCCAGAAAAUGAAGUUACGUUGCUGGACUCCAUGUCAGCGCUGGCUGACCUCGGCUGGGAGGCUUAUCCAAAUGAGGGGUGGGAGGAGAUCAGCGUGAUGGAUGAGAGGAACACCCCAAUGAGGACCUACCAGGUGUGUAACGUCAUGGAGGCCAACCAGAACAACUGGCUGAGGACGCGCCACAUCAGCCGAGAGGGAGCGCAGCGCGUCUACAUUGAGAUUAAGUUCACCCUGAGGGACUGCAACAGUCUGCCCGGGGUCCCUGGUACCUGCAAAGAGACGUUCAACAUGUACUACUAUGAGUCCAACAACGCAAACCUGUGGUUCAUCAAGGAGAGCCAGUACGUCAAGAUCGACACGAUCGCUGCAGAUGAAAGUUUUACACAGGUUGAUGUCGGUGACCGUGUGAUGAAGCUGAACACAGAGGUGCGUGACAUCAGCAACCUGAGUAAAAAAGGUUUCUACCUAGCCUUCCAGGACCUGGGUGCCUGCAUUGCUCUGGUCUCGGUCAGAGUCUUCUACAAGAAGUGUCCCCUCACUGUGCUGAACUUGGCCCAGUUCCCCGACACAAUCACGGGCGGAGACACAGCGCUGGUGGAGGUCCGCGGUGUUUGUGUCAACGCCUCGGAGGAGUUUGAGGCUCCAAAGAUGUACUGCAGCGCUGACGGAGGCUGGCUGGUUCCCAUCGGGAGGUGUGUGUGCAAACCAGGCUUCGAGGAGAACAAGGAUGUGUGCCAACCGUGCAGACCUGGUACCUACAAAGCUUCGGCCACAGAUGCGUACUGCACCAAAUGUCCUCCUCACAGCUCGUCCCCGCAGGAACAGGCUGACGAGUGCGUCUGCGAGAAAGGUUUCUACCGAGCUGAGAGCGACCCACGCUCCAUGGCCUGCACACGUCCUCCAUCUGCUCCUGAGAACCCUAUCUCCACUGUAAACGAGACCUGCGUCAUGUUGGAGUGGUCCCCGCCCAGAGACACAGGAGGCCGAGGAGACGUCACCUACAGCCUUCACUGCAGGAAGUGCUCAGGUGAUGGCAGGAAGUGCACGCCCUGUGGCAGCAGCGUUCAUUUCAUUCCCAGACAGUUUGGUCUAAUGUCGGCCUCCGUCCUGGUCACUGACCUGCAGCCGGACUCCAACUACAGCUUCACUGUGGAGAGCCAGAACGGUGUGUCGGACUUAAGUCCUACACCAAGAGGGACAGUCAUCAUAAAUGUUACAACAUCACAAACAGUGAGUGUGGUGCUGAAGGAGAGGCGGAGCAAGGGCAGCGUGACUUUGGCCUGGCAGGGUCCAGAGAGACCCAACGGAGCGAUAGUGGAGUAUGAGGUCAUCUAUUACGAGAAGAAUCAGCGGGAGCAGAACUAUACUGUGUUGAAGACUCGCUCCAACAUGAUGACGGUGGACGGGCUGAAGCCGGGGACCCUCUACGUGUUCAGGGUCAGGGCUCGAACGGACGGCGGCUAUGGGACCUAUGGAGGAGAGAUUGAACUGGAAACAAGCCACGAAGAUGUUUUUGCUAUCGGGGAUCCCAACCAGUCCACGAUUCUGGCCGUGUCCAUCGCUGGGGGAAUCGCUCUCCUUAUAUUCCUAGUGACGUGCUUUGUUGUCAGCGGAAGGCACUGUGGAUACAUCAAAGCCAAGCAGGACCCAGAUGAAGAGAAGAUGCAGUUUCAAAAUGGUCGAGUAAAGCUUCCAGGCAGCAGGACCUACAUCCAUCCUCACACCUACGAAGACCCGAACCAGGCUGUCAGGGACUUUGCCAAAGAGAUCGAUGCUUCCAAUAUUCGAAUAGAGAGAGUCAUUGGCGCUGGAGAGUUUGGGGAGGUGUGCAGCGGCAGGCUGCGUGUUCAAGGAAAGAGGGAGAUUUAUGUGGCCAUCAAGAGCCUGAAGGCAGGAUACUCAGACAAACAGAGGCGGGACUUCCUGUCCGAAGCAUCAAUCAUGGGCCAGUUUGACCAUCCCAACAUCAUCCGGCUGGAGGGGGUCGUGACAAGAUGUGAGCCCACUCUUUACAUAACCGAGUUCAUGGAAAACGGAUCUCUGGAUACUUUCCUCAAGAAACACGACGGUCAGUUCACAGUGAUCCAGCUGGUCGGCAUGCUGCGUGGCAUCGCCUCAGGAAUGAAGUACCUGUCGGACAUGAGCUACGUUCACAGAGACCUGGCAGCUCGGAACAUCCUGGUCAAUAGUAACCUGGUGUGUAAGGUGUCCGACUUCGGCCUGAGUCGAGUUCUAGAGGACGACCCAGAGGCUGCUUACACUACAAGGGGAGGGAAGAUCCCAAUCAGAUGGACAGCUCCAGAGGCAAUAGCCUACAGGAAGUUCACCUCAGCCAGCGAUGUGUGGAGCUACGGUAUCGUCAUGUGGGAGGUGAUUUCAUACGGAGAGAGACCCUACUGGGAGAUGUCCAACCAGGAUGUGAUCAAAGCAAUAGAUGAGGGCUACCGUCUGCCCGCUCCGAUGGACUGUCCUGUGGUGCUGCACCAGCUCAUGCUGGACUGCUGGGAGAAGGGACGCAGUGAGAGGCCAAAGUUUGGACAGAUUGUCACAAUCCUGGACAAGCUCAUCAGAAACCCAGCCAGCCUCAGAGAGCUGGCCAACAGCUCAGCAUGCAGGGAGGACCCGUCAACCCCAGAGUUCAGUGUGAGCACAGUGGAUGAGUGGUUGGAGGCCAUCAAGAUGGGACAGUACAAGGAGAAUUUUGCCAGUUCUGGAUAUGUCAGCUUGGACUCAAUCCUCUACAUCAGUGUCAGUGAAUUGGCCAAAAUGGGUGUAAAUCUUGCUGGCCACCAGAAGAAGAUUCUGUCCAGCGUGCAGAGCCUGCAGACCCAAGGGACGCACAUCCAAGUAUAACAGUUUCCACAAAAACACACAGUGGGACAGAGCCAAAAUGGAUGCUCCUGUGAAGAGUUUCCCCCACUGAAAUGGAGUUGUAAUGGAUACUCUGCGCUCUGGCGAGCCAUUGAUUUUGACACACUGAGAUGGAGACAACAUGGACGCUUGACUCCUUCACUACUUUCUUGCCGUAUCACCUUUCUUCCCAUCCUUGAUUUUGAUGGGCACUACCGGCUUAAGCACACAGACUUCCAGCGACACAGCCAGAGAGACACAUGUCCAACAACAAGUCCACAUCUAGACAAAAACAAGGACAUUUCACAUCAUAUCAGUUCAGAAAAGGAAGAAAAAAAGAUUUUUAACAAAUGAAAUGACAAAAAAAACAUGAUUAGAAUAUAAUUAUCAUCACUGUCUGUGAGGUGUACAGUUGGUUUUUACCAUCAUUUUGAGUUUUCUGUUUUCAAAUUUCACCUUGAAGAGUCUAAAGAGGGUCAGAGGGUGUGUAUAUGUGUAGAUAUAUGUUUAUAUGGGCUGUGUGUCCCACAACCGUAGAGAUGGACCUAACGUUUGUAUUGUUGGUGAGGUUUAUUAUUGCUCAACCCAUUACUCAGUACAUGUACGGCCCCUUCCAUUGCUCUCAAGCCAAUGAACGAGCCAAGAGUCUGGAUGAAUGUGUGGGGUGAGGGGGAACAGAAAUGGACCUUUAGAUAUAGACAGGGAUGUAGAUUUCGCUAGCUUUGCUUGCUAUAUUUGAUCAGGACAAGGGCUUCCCUAGCCACUUCAGUCAGACACACUUCCACAGCAACCCUAGUGCACGUUUAGCUAUUCUGCCUGCACUUCAGUCGUAACCAAGUGCACAGAAACAGCACAAUAAACUUUAAAUCUUCCAUAACUGACUGUCUCUGCAAAACAGCAUCUUCUAAAUCAGCCGCAGUAUAAUGUUGGGGAUUUUUUAGCCCUAGAGUUUGCCUUCCUAUGUUUCAGGUGUGUUCAGAAAAGUUCAGGUGUUUUGUGAAGAGCAAGGUGGUGCCAAGGUCGUGAUAAAGUUGACACUGUUAAGAGUGUGUAGAGUGGUUUUCCAGUGUUGUGCCAUGUACAGCUACCUUGACAUGUCAGGCAGUAUUAAAAAGUCUUGCAGUGCUCUUUCCUUUUAUCCAUUCCCAAGGCUGGGUGGUGACACAAGACCAGUCACAGUGAUAACUGUUUUUUUUCUCUCAAAUAGUCUGCUUCAGGAGAAAGAACGGUAGAAUGGGCCCUUUUUUGCAAAGAUGAAAAAUAGUGUUGAUUUUCACGUGCACCACAAUAAGAGGAUAAAUUUCAUAAAUAAUGAUAACUUAUUUGUCUUGUUCUGUCUCACUUUCUUAUCAGUCAACCUCUUUCAAGCAUUUCUUCUUUCAAACAGGCAACCAUGAGAUGUGUUCGAAAAAAAUGUUUACAGCAAAAGCAAAUUCAAUGGUUUGUUUGUUUUCACUUGCUGCUUUCACGUUAACGGGGUACGACAUGAUGCAACCCUCUCUGUGUGCACUGCAUUCAAGGCACUGAACCUGCUUUAGUGUAUUCCCAAUCUCAGUUUUAAUAUAUGUGGUACUCUAUAGGACCAACAGUGGCAUAAAAGUACAGUAUAUAUGAUUGUAUCAUAGUGUAAAAAUGUACAGAGUUGAUUUCCAAUGUUAGAAUGUUUGUAAUGAUAACAAUGAUGAUGAUGAUGAUGAUGUACUUUUAUUGUGAAGAAGAGAUUUCUGAAGUACUUGUUUAGGAGAAAAGUGAAGAGAGGUGAUUUGUUGGCAACAAAGGAAUGUAGCAUGGUGCAAAGCUUCAGCUUUGGUUGACAGGUGACUGUGACUGCAGUUUAUACCAUAGUGUUAGAAUGAGUGGAAUGGACCUUUAUUACAAAGACACUAGAUUAAUUGGUAUAUUAUUUCAACCGGUAAUUGCACACAGUUUCUAAGGUUGCAUCAGAGGAUAUUACAAACUGUCAAAAUUGAUAAAAUCCCUAAGGCUAGAAUCCACUGGGGACAGAAUUGACUUUUGUUCACCGUUCAGACAACCACGUUUCACACAGAUUCACUAAAAUGACAAAAAUUACUGUAGGAUGCAUGCAAGGUCAUUCGCUGGCAGUGUGACAAGAAGCACAUGUGCUUUCGUUCACAAAGAAAUAAUCAUAAUGUGCAUGUGCAAAAAGCCUGCUCCCGUAUAGCUAUUGGCUGGAACUACAAUAUGUGUAAGCCCCCAUUUUCAAAAGAGAUCUCUAUAAUAACAAUUUACAUGCAGUUGAAAACAUCCAAAACUUUCACAACUUUCCAUUUUUAGGCAACUAAAACAUUUUAAUUUUCAUGAACUGCCAAAACUCAGCAAAAGGUUGCAAUUUUCAGAUUAAAUCAUUGUCUAAACAUGACCUAAAGUGCUACUCACACAGGACUAGUAUCACCUGUGUUCUUCUGAUAAUCUGUGAACUAACUCCCUGACGUCAGUGUUUGGUGUAGUGCAUAAGCAAAGUCUGUAAUUAGAAGGUCAUUCCUGCUGUUUUCAUGGUGAUUUGAGACGUUGUCUAACAUGGAACAAGGGGGAAAAUGCCCCAAAGUUGAGGAUUCUGCUCAUCUUCUGCUCUCACUGUGGGAGUGACAACAAUCACAACUAAAAUAUCAAACGUGUCAAAAAUCCAUCCAGCUGGUCUGAAACAGCUGGUUUGGCUGUAGUCUGGUCAUGUAUACUCCAUAACAAAUGAAGCCAAUCUGAUUGAAAGUUGACACAACUUUCAAGAGAGGUGCACAACUCUAAAAUCAUGUCUGAAUUGGAUGAAAUUAUCACAGUGUAUGAACAGCUUUAAGUAAAUAUCAAUACUGACAUGUACAGCUUCGCAUCAUUCACUCCUCUGCACAGUCUACUGUCACUUUGGGGAGUGGAACAAGGCUUUAAAUCUGAUUUAUCUGCCCUGUUGUUUUGAAAUUUGUAAAAGAAAGGCAUAAAAAUACAUGAGGCAUACGUUCAAUAGGAGCAGAAAACUUCACAACUCAAUCUUAGUGUCUGAGUCUGAUGGUACAUUCUACUCAUGCUAACUCUAUGAUUUCACUCUAGCGGACAACCCUUGACCGCUGGCCUUUUAGAUGCCUUAUUUACUGAGCUAUUGUUCUUUUCUGUUGCCCUAUAGAGGCGAUUUUAAGAGUAAAGUGUAUGUACAGGUAGUAUUUAUCUGUGUUCUUAAGAUGACCUCACAUCAACACCCUGGUAACAUCCCGUAGACUCCCCCCCAACAGCACUUUCACUUUGAUUUCUCUGAACUGAAGAGACAUUUUGUUCUGAAAAUAUGUGAUGACUUAAAGAAGCUGAUAUAGAAAUUGAAUUGUUUUUAUUUAUUUGCCUUGGAAGAUUUUUGUUGAUAAGACAGAUAUGCAGAUGAGGGGUGUGGUUAGCUUACUGUUCUGGCUAUUUUGGCAUGUGGUUGCAAAUUUUUCAUGUGUAAGGUUCCUCAUGCAAAGUCAGGACAAUUUCCCCUUCUUUAAAAAUGUAUUCAACACUUCCACUGAAAAAAUCUGAGAUGUCAUACCCACACUUUGAACGAUUUGUGUCACUAAUCACCCUUUCAAGGUCAGUAUGUGGGUCGGUUUGCUUGAUCCAAACUACAGUGUUUGUCAUUCAUUCCCCACCGGAUCUGUGUUGUAAAUGUUCAUGAGUGAAUCUCAUAUGAGAAUCUCUUCUCUCUAUUUCUUUGGACACCGUACAAUGCUUAUUUGUCCCCAUGCCAGUUUCCUCUGCGUUGCUUGUUGUAAAGGGUGUAGGCAUUCUAAUGUCUUUCAUGUUGCUGUAAUAAAUAUGCUAAUAUUUCUA